Molecule: messenger RNA, 1359 nt
Organism: Verticillium nonalfalfae
Lineage: Eukaryota; Fungi; Ascomycota; Sordariomycetes; Glomerellales; Plectosphaerellaceae
Gene: PCID2
Product: PCI domain-containing protein 2
Exons: 7
Coding region: 1-1359 (452 amino acids)
Biological process (GO): transcription elongation by RNA polymerase II; post-transcriptional tethering of RNA polymerase II gene DNA at nuclear periphery; poly(A)+ mRNA export from nucleus
Cellular component (GO): transcription export complex 2
Molecular function (GO): RNA binding; double-stranded DNA binding
Source: RefSeq, a predicted model, not a curated record
AUGGAGGCUCUCUUCAAGGAAGUUGGCCGUGCCUUUACGGAAAACACAGGGUCAAACGGCUAUGAUCUCGCCAAGACUCUUUCGCCCACAUCACCCUCGGAUCAGCUACAUCGGCUGGCAUCAAUCAAGCUGUCAACAAAUGCAUUCAAUGUCAAGCAGGAUGUCAAGCACUUCCUGACCCAAGCCAUCUCCAAAAAGAACGGAUUUGGCAGCCGAGGCGAUGUUAGGCAACAGAUCAAUGGCUGGGUCGAGGUCUAUGCUGCCUACUGGAAGGCUAUCAACGAGAUUUUGGCAGUAGAAGGAAAUGAUGCCGCGGACAACUCAAGUUUGAAGAAGCCAUCCUGGACCAAAGUCUACGACGCCUGGAAGGAGAUGACGAUUGCAUUGCAUAGAGGCUACACAAACUAUGGCUUUGAGGCGUGGACGAUACCGUGCCUCUACACGGCCGGCAAGUAUCUGAGACUCUUCGCCAUCAAGGCAGACGCAGAAAGGAGCACAACAGGGGCUGCAGGCGAAGAAGAGGUUCAACUCGGCGACGACUUUGAUCUGGAAACAGAGGAGCAUCAAAAGCUCAGGGACUGCGAGCAGCAACUGAAGCGUAUCUUCACUUUGUGUUUAAGCGACCGCUCAACAGAUAUUUACGACACACGCAAAUGGGGAGUCUACGCUACCAUUAACCUUCUUUUCAAGACCUACUUCAAAUUAAACUCGGCAAGCCUGGCACGAACGAUUCUGAAGGCUCUGGCGACAAAUAGAGCUGAUAUGGCGCCGCUCGAAGCGUAUCCCGCACCGCAGCGGGUAACGUUCAAGUACUACGAGGGAGUUCUGUUCUUCUUGGAGGAGAACUACGUUGAGGCCGAGAAGCACCUAACAGAAGCGUGGAGUCAAUGCCACAAGGAUGCACUUGGUAACAAGGAGAAAAUCCUUACAUACCUGAUCCCGUGUCGGCUAUUGACAACGCACACUUUGCCCAGCAAAGCGCUGCUCGAACCUUUCCCCCGGCUCCAGGCCCUAUUCCUCCCUCUAGCGCGCUGCAUUAGGCGAGGUGAUCUUCACGGUUUUGAUGUCGCUCUCCAAGAGGGCGAGGAAGAAUUCGUCAAGCGCAGAAUCUACCUUACGCUCGAGCGCGGCCGUGACAUUACGCUCCGAAACCUGUUGAGAAAAGUGUUUUUAACCAAGGGCUUUGAGGAGCCCAAGAACCCCGGUGACGCCCCACUACGCAAGACCCGUGUCCGUGUUGCUGAGUUUGCCGCUGCCAUCAGUCUUGGAAGCCGUGAGACGGUGGAUGUGGACGAGGUCGAAUGCUUGCUGGCGAAUAUGAUCUACAAGAUGGUUGCCUUGAAGAGUCACCGAAUCUAA